Molecule: messenger RNA, 1389 nt
Organism: Adineta steineri
Lineage: Eukaryota; Metazoa; Rotifera; Eurotatoria; Adinetida; Adinetidae
Source: the annotation of a GenBank genome assembly
AUGAUUGACGACGAAUCAAGCCGUUUAAAACAUUUUCUAUGGGAAGAAUUAGAUGAAAAUUUUCUUAUUGCAGUAAUAUUUCGCUCAGGUCGUCGUUACGUUGUUCAACGUCAUUUUGAACAACAAUUAUUAGAUAUAAAAUCUUCAUUAUUACAAAAUAAAUGGCGUCGUUGUUUAUUAGAUGUUAUUACCAGAUCUUCAUCACCUAUUUAUAUAACAUUGAAUGAAGUUGAAUUAAUGCAUGAAAUUUAUUCGUGGCAUUUAAAUUAUGCAAAUAAUUAUAUAAAACUUCGAGAAAAUAUUGAUUAUGUUAUUGAUUUUGAAAAUUUAAUUGAUUGUUUUAAUUCACUAGGCUUAGUUGAUAAUAGUAAUUAUUUACAAUCAUUUAUGAUACAACCAGUUACAACAUUAGAUGAAGCAAGAAAAAAUAUUGAAAAAUGGAAAAAUUUACAAGAAACUAUUAAUGAAAAUAAUACACAUCAGCAGACUAUAGAUAAACGAGUUAAUAGAAAAAAACCAAAAACAUCGACUAUAACUUCCACUGAAUCAAUACCACUAUGUGAUCAAUCUUCCACAACCGGUUGGCUACAAUUAGAUUCAAAAAUAGUACCAUUUAUAAAAAAACAAUGUGAUCGUCUUCUUUCAGUUGAUUAUCUUCUUAAAGAACAUAUCAUAAGUUCAUCAGAGGAUUUUUCUUUACGUCCAUUAUAUAUACCAAUUGAACAUGAUGAUAUUUGUACAUUUAAUACAUUAAUUCGUCAAUCAUCAUCAUCAUUAUUAUUUAAUAGUAUUUUAACCAAGCAUUCAUCAUUAAUUACACUUGAUCAUUUAAUAUUUCGUUUAAAACGUUUAUUUUUUAUUCGAUUUCUUUCAUCACCAAUAAAUAAUGAUUAUAUUGAUUAUCAUAAAAUAAUGUCAUUUCAUGGUGGUUUAUUAACAAUAAUAGAUUCAAAAAAACAACAUCUACCAUUUAUUUAUAUAAAUAAAAUAAAAUAUAUACCACAGUUAAAUAAUUUAAAUUCUUUAUCAAUAGCAACAUUUUGUAUAGCAAAUAAAUAUGAAUUAGAAUAUUUACGUUUAAUAUCUCUCUAUGAUUAUUUAGCAUCAGAUGAAAAUGAUGAUAUUCUAAAAAUUUUAUUAACAACUAAUAAUUUAACAUUAAUACCAAUUGAUUAUUAUUGUGAACAAAAUUUACAAACAACAAUAUCAUUAAAUGAUUUUCAUUAUCAUGAAUAUCAAAGACGAACUCAACAACAGAAAAAUCUCAGUAAUUAUGACGAUAAUCAAUCAUCAUUAAGUGGAUGGUGGCAACCUCCAGCAUCAUCAACUUCAUCGAAACAAAAAAGACCUUUAUCUCAUUUUAAAUUACAGCGACCUAUUUUCUUUUAA